Sitodiplosis mosellana (orange wheat blossom midge) is the source of this 10383-nucleotide messenger RNA. RefSeq names its product vesicular acetylcholine transporter (gene VAChT). The coding region runs from base 375 to 2096 and encodes 573 amino acids. The record is from RefSeq and is a predicted model, not a curated record. The transcript has a single exon. NCBI's taxonomy places the organism in Eukaryota, Metazoa, Arthropoda, Insecta, Diptera, Cecidomyiidae. Gene Ontology annotation, cellular component: terminal bouton; membrane; AP-1 adaptor complex. Gene Ontology annotation, biological process: transmembrane transport; chemical synaptic transmission; xenobiotic transport. Gene Ontology annotation, molecular function: xenobiotic transmembrane transporter activity; acetylcholine transmembrane transporter activity.
CCUGGGCGGACUUUCAAAUCUCAUCAUCGUUGACAACAGCAUUGGCCAGAGUUUCCAUAGUCUUAGUGCAGCUGCUGAUAUAAUUCGAUGCUUUGACUGAACGACAACUCUCACUCUCACAAACAAUGAUCAGCUGGAAUGCCUUAAAUUAAAAACCGAAAACAAAAACAAAACAUACACACACACAACAACUUUCGAUCAAGAAUUAGCGACGGAGUAACAACACAUCAAGGACUGAUAGAUUUAUAACACCUUUAUUGAUUAGUGAUUUACAUCAAAUUCAAAGGAGAAGAAGAAAAAGGAGGAGAAAACGACGAAGACAACAUUUAAACAAAAACCAAACUGAAAGCAGAAGAGAAAACAAUUUAGCAAAAAUGUCGUUCACAAUACCAAUAAUUAAUCUUGAAUACAAAGAGGUGAAGGAGAUACUAUGGACCAAAAUCCAAGAGCCACACAUGCAGCGAAAGCUGAUUUUGGUGAUAGUAUCGAUAGCGCUGCUCCUAGAUAAUAUGCUUUAUAUGGUGAUUGUACCAAUUAUACCCGAUUAUCUGCGGUAUGUCGGUUCAUGGGACGACGAUGAGUAUGAGUACGGUGGCUCCGAAAAUAGUACGAACAAAGUGCAUAAUCAUCACGAUUCGGCGACCGGUUUCCUGUUUGCAUCCAAGGCAAUCGUUCAACUGAUGGUGAAUCCGUUCUCCGGCGCGAUGAUCGAUCGCAUUGGCUACGACAUCCCAAUGAUGAUUGGCUUGGUGAUCAUGUUCUUUUCAACGGCAAUGUUCGCAUGCGGUGGCAGCUACGGUACCUUAUUCUUUGCUCGUUCGCUGCAAGGUGUCGGCUCAGCCUUCGCAGACACAUCCGGUUUGGCCAUGAUUGCCGAUCGAUUCACCGAAGAGAAUGAACGAUCACGAGCUCUAGGUAUCGCAUUAGCUUUUAUCAGUUUCGGUUGUUUAGUGGCGCCGCCAUUUGGUGGUGCAUUGUAUCAAUUUUGUGGCAAAGCAGUUCCUUUCCUCAUAUUGGCGCUGGUGUGCGCAUUAGACGGUGCAAUGUUGUUGUUAGUGAUGAAACCGAUCAAAGAACAAUUACGGAUGGCAAACUUCGAACAAAAGGCACCAUCAAUACCCAUCUGGAAGCUUAUGAUGGAUCCAUACAUUUUUACAUGCGCUGGAGCAUUAAUGAUGUCAAACGUUGCGUUGGCCUUCUUAGAACCGACCAUUUCAUCGUGGAUGGAAGAUAACAUUACGCAAGACAAUUGGAAAAUCGGCAUGAUUUGGUUGCCCGCAUUCUUCCCGCACGUAUUCGGUGUCAUAUUGACGGUUAAAAUGGCGAGAAAAUACCCACAACAUCAAUGGCUAAUGGCGGCCGGUGGUCUAGCGCUUGAAGGAUUGUGCUGCUUUAUAAUACCGUUUUCAACAUCAUAUCAAAUGCUCAUGAUUCCAAUUUGUGGCAUUUGCUUUGGCAUCGCUCUCAUCGAUACCGCGCUGCUGCCCACUCUCGGCUAUUUGGUCGAUGUGCGCUACGUGUCCGUAUACGGUAGCAUCUAUGCCAUUGCGGACAUUUCGUAUUCGAUGGCAUAUGCCAUUGGUCCCAUCAUUGCCGGUGGUGUUGUCGAAGCAAUAGGCUUUACGGCCCUAAACUUUUUCAUUGCCUUCUCAAAUUUGCUGUAUGCCCCAGUGCUCACGUAUCUCAAGCACAUAUACGAUUUCAAGCCAUUCGAAAGCGAAGCAAAUAUUCUAAUGGCAGAUCCACCGAAGAAGGAAUAUCAAACGUAUUCGAUGCAAGAUCAACGACCCGUUGGUGACGACUACAAAAAUCAUUUGGAAUACAGUUCACAGGAUCCGAAUAUGGUUGAAACGAAUAUCGAUCAAGUACAAAAUGGAUACGACGGUUACAAUCAGGACUAUCAGCAACAGCCACAGUAUCAACAAGCUAGUGGCUACCAGGAUCAAUCGAUUCCUCAACGACCGCCACCUCCAUCACAGCAACAGAGACAGCUUCCGCAGCAGCCCGGCCAAUCGGGUGUGGCCAAUCCAUUCCGACAACAGCAGCCACAGCCCGACAGCAAUCGAAGCGCUAAUCCAUUUAGACAUGGAAUGUAGAGUAUUUAUUUAGAACAAGAUUUACUAAAAACAAUUACUAAACACAAAUUGAGAAAAUUAUCAUUGUUGAUUAUUAAGUAUGCGUUGAUUUAAUUCAAAACAAAACUAACCAAGAAAAAAAAGGUGAAAUAAUGAAACAAACAAAAACACACAAAGAAUGUAAAACGAGUUUUCAGACUUAUUUCAACCAAUUUCAUUGACAAAUUUAUGUUACAGUAACUACAGCAACAACAACAACAACAACAACAAUAACAAACAAUAUUUUCGAUUCGAUAAAUUCAUCUUUUCGCAUGCAUUCAAACUGAUUUUCAUUUGGUUGAGAUACAAAUAGCAACAAUCGAAAAAAAAUUGGUCGACUCAACAGUACUUGUACUGGUUAACAGAGUUCAUCAUAUUCAUUUGCUAAUGAAUAAUGUGCGAGCGUCUCCAUUACCCAAUUGACUUGCAACCCUCGUCAACGGUUCCACCGUGUUUCGACAUUGACAUUUCCCAGCGAAAACUUGUCCAAUUGUGCACGCACGCAUGCACGCACACAACCAGCUAUCCUUUGAAAUACGAUGCUCCCGAUGCAAUUUCGUUGAUUGAAAUAAUUUGGUGGCGCUUUUGUUUGACGACGCAGAAUAUAUAUAGCAAACGCGAAUUGUGUAAUUGUUUACAAUAUAAUUGCCGUUAAACAGACAAAAGGGAAGAGGAAAGAGAAACAACAACGAAAACGACGAUGAGGAGACAAACUGGCUCAAAUUACAACCCUUUGACAUAACACACUUGGACACUUGUUCGAUUCGUAUCACACGUAGGGUUGCGUCCGGUACAACUCACUCUCUCUCUCUCUCUCUCUCUCUCUCUCCGUCUUCACAUUUCAAAUGAAAAUAACCUGAACUACUACUAGCUAGCCAGGUCGACGUCACACGUUUUCCUUUCCCAUUUCCUUUUCAAUGUUUGCCAUUGUGCGAUGGAGGAUAAUUAAGGUGAAAGAUUUUGUUUGGAUGCGCGCGCGUCAUUCAACUACGCACAAAUAAACCCUUUUUACUCGAUUUUAUUCAUUUUCAGUCUGCGAUUUACGCCGAAUGCGCGCGUAUCGUAUGACACAAACACAAAAUCGUGCGCCACGAACGAAAUCAAUUCAAUCGACAUAUUCUCGCCAAGAAGAUUCUCUGUGAAGUCACCUUCAAAAUUGACCAAUGGACAAUGACGAUCCAAUAUCGAAUUGCACACUUAUUCUCUCUCUCAAAUUACUCACUCGACUACCUUUCAGUCUCUCUCCCCCCAAAAAGGAAAAUGAAAACAAAUUGAAUACUUGGGGUUCAGUUUUCGUUUUAUUUUAAUUUGUUUUCUUAGACAAAUGUAAAGAUUUUUAAAUGCCUUGUCUCUCUGUAACGUAAAUAGAAAAUAUGAAAUAUUUCCUCUUACAAUGAAUUUGAUACUGGUGUGAAAUAGUACAGUUUGUUUGCUUGUUGCAACACAACUCAAAAACGUUUUCAGUAGAAAAAAAAAAAGAAUAAAGUAACACACACGUAUAGAAUCGUCGCAAAUCAACAAAAACAGUUUAACGAAUUCAAAACCCCAUUGCGAAACCACACAGAAAAUCAAUCACUCAAAAUGAAUAGAAAUUUAAAAAAAACCAACAUAGAAAGUGGAAACAAAGAAAAAUUAUGAAGUAUUUAAUGAAAAUAAAAUGGAAUGAAUAUUAGCGUACAUAUAAAAGCCAUUAAAAUGGUGUGUAUCAUUGUUGUUGUAUAUAAAUAUUUAUUAUAAAUAUUAUGGACAUGUAUUACAAAACUAAAAACCAAAAAAACAACAUAAGGAUCUGCUUCUGAAUAUAUCGAUUGUGAGCUCCGGUGGAUUUGAUGGUGAAAAUGGCGCGUGACAUGGUAUAUAUCACUGAUAUACGCAUUCGUAGCAUUCGCACUAGAUGUAAUCAUUGCUUGUGAGAUUCGUUUUGUUUUUGUUGUUGUUCGACAAACAAAGACGACUCAGGCUUCAUGGUCAUGCGCUAUUACCUCACGAACAAUUCACUUGACUCUCUCUCAAUCCAUGUAUCCCGAACCAAUUCCCUGGAGACACGAAAAAAUGAUAAAGAAAACCUAUAGUAAAUGUUAAAUAUAUGAAUAUAUUAGAUGAAUUUAAUUAAAUUAAAUUACAUGAUGAUGGAAAAAAAACCAAGAAAAUAUACAACCAAAAAUUUAUCCACUAACUGUUCAAAAACAAAAUGUACUUUUAUGAAGAAUGAACAACACACACACACAAAAUUAUAUCAAUUAAAAGCAAAUAUCAUAUUUUAAAAUUUAGAUAAACUACAAAUUGAUUUAUGUAUAAUUGGAAGCUAAGAAGGACAACAUUCUAUUAGGGUCAUUAUUGGAGGAAAUGUCGGUCAAAGCGAUCGAUCACUGCAAGUGAAUACGUGUGUGUGUGUGUCGCCGUGAAUGUGACAUAUAUAAUUCAUGCAUACGGUCGUUACUGACGGGCACUUCUUUCACAGAAUCGAAUCAAAUAGAGCUUAGGAAAUAAGAAGUCGGGUUAUAAAGGUGUCUAACAAUUAUGGACUGAUAUUGCAUUAAUAUCGUAGACAUAUCAAAUGGAAAACAAACUUUAGGUUAUCAAACACACAAAAAAAACUGUCGGAUGCAACGAACAUCCAUAAUUGUACUUUGUGACCAUAUUUAGCGUAAGUUUAACACAUAUAUAUACUAUAUGCUUUUGGGUUCAUUUUGAAAUUUUGAGAGAAAACAUUUUUGUUUCGAUUAUUCUUUUUGUUUCUUAUGUCAAAUGUGUUUUGACCUGCGUCGAAAGUAGAAAACCAGACGUAUAUAGCGAAAAUUGAUUGCAUUUUUUUUUCGCUCUGGUAGUCGUCAUUCGGUUUGGCAAACGCAUUUGGCUCUCUUAUGAACAUAUUGAGAAACAACCAAGUAACGAUACAUAUCAAGAGUCAUACGGCUCGCCUGUUUCUAUUUACAAAGUGAUAUUAUUUAUAUUAUAAAUAAUAAUAAGUGUAAAAUGAAACAAAACAAAAAACAAAUAUUAAGGAUUAGAAUAGCAAAACAAAAUAUAUUCAAAUGAAAUUAAUCUUAAAAUAGCACACGCUGAAGCGGUAGCAGUAUUCAGUCUUAGAAUCCAGAGAAUCAAACCAAAAACUUAUUCGAUUCGAUAGUUGGAAUUUAAUCGAAACUAUAGUAUGAUUAGUUCAAAAUGAGCAAUGACCGUAUAUUUCUUUUGAUUUAUCAGUCAGUCAGUUGGAUGAUUUCAUGCUUCGAUUUAUAUAUGAUUUCCGUUUUCGUUUUACGGCAAUCGUCUCUCAGCAGUAAGUGUACUGUGAGAUGAUUAACAUUCAAUAAGAAAGAUUCAAUUACUAUUAGGUUCCAUUUUCGCAAACCAAAAAAAGAACAAACAAUUCAAAUUUAUUUUCAACCAAUUUGUGGUGUAUAACUCUUCAAUCAAACGCACCUCACACACAAAUGCAGUUGCUGUAAAAAGCCACAGAGAAGAAGAAGAAGAAAAUUAAAGAGAUGAAAGCGAAAAACCAAAUCGAUUCCCUGAAGUCAAUUCAAUAAUUUAAGUUUAGGUAAAAGAAGAAGUAAAAGAGAAAAUAUUGGACAACACACUAUGAAUGGGUUGCAGUAUAGGAGAAAUAAAGAAAAAAUGUUCGACAACGUUGUACAUACUAAAAACAAACUGUAAGUGAAAGUUGCAUUUCAAAGUAGAGGCAGAAGUGAAAACUUCUACCAUAGAAAUAUUCAAUUAGGUAUUCUUUUUUGUUGUGUGGUUGAUGUUUUCAGGAAUCAAACUCUCCCAUUUUUCACCUGUCUAUCCCACGCCCACCCCGUGCGCAAUUUCAUUUGAUUCACAAUUUUUACGGUGCACCGUACAUGUACAGAUAAAAAUGAUAAUCGAAAAACGAAACUCAUUUUCCAUUCUAUUCUACACCUCAUCGAACGGCACACGGUUCAAAUUCCAGGCUUUCUUUGACGAACCGAAAAAUUCUUGAUGAUUAAUCGAAAACAUAUCAGAUAAAGAGGCCACCAAUAAUGUAUAGCAUAUACAAUUUUCGGUGAUGAUUUUUUUUUUCACGAGACAUUUUAAUGGAGAAAAAAAAAGACGAAGUGUAUACACUUUAUCUUUACAUAUUCUGAAUUGCAUUCAUCGAAUCCCACGACGAGCUUAACAAAUGGGAAUAGUUGUAUAUCGGGGAACAUAUGAAAAAAAUAAAAAGAUCUGCAUUCAAUUAUUCAAAUUCAAAAUCCUAGCUGAAUCAUUUUUUUCUCCCUCGGACAGAUGUUCACAAAUACUGGAUCCAUUUUUCUUUCUUCUUUUCAUUCUCGAACUAUGGAGAUUUUGAGUGAUGAGUCUGAAAUGUUUGUAUAUCCGUGCAUUUUCGAUUUUAUUCAAUGCAGAAAAAAAAACAAUUUUUUUUCCAAUUUUCGCUUUGAUUUCAAAGAAAAACCAAUUUGUUGUCCCACACAAACAGCAACAACAACAACAAAAGCAAUAAGUUAGUCAGUAAAUGUACAUAUAUAGGACUAGUGAGUCUAGACAAACAGAUCAUAAGUAUGUAUCGUAAUAUUUUCAUAAAAAGAACAAAAAAAAAGCUCAAUGUCAGCUACUACACAUUCACUCGAUGAGUAUGUGUGUGUGUGUGUGUGCACAUAUGAAUCGCCGGAACUGGAAUUUUCUCCCGUGACGAUUCCAUGUGCCACAGAGAUUCUAGCUUGGACAACUUGGGUGUACUUAUUUAAUCAUAGCGUUAUUCUUCAUAAUUUUUGUCACAUUUCAUCUACAUGGCUGAGUUCGAUAAAUAAUUUUAGAUUUAAAUGAAACAACAACAAAGAAAUUAUGUACACAUCAAAAAAGAAAUUCGAUCAUGUCCCCAUAACAACAAACAAACCAGAUAAAAUACCACAUGAAAACCAUAUGGAUAGGUGGAUUAGUUUACCAUUGAGAGAGAUAGAAUAAAAAAAAAUUGCAGAGAUAAAAAAAGAGAAACAACAACACCGUAGAUUUAAUAAAUUUAAAUGUAAUUUACAUAAUUCAUGCAGCAUUUUGUGUAGUUAGUGUAUAUGCAAUAUAACAGUUAUCAUGCAAAUAUGUGAGGUUAGAUAAGGAUGUAAAUAGAUAACCUAAACAUCGCAGAACGUGGACAUUAGCCAUAUAUAAAUUUUAUCGCAUGCAUUCAUCAUCUAAUUGAAACUGUUCUUAUCCCUCUUAUCCUUCGUUCAUUCGGUCGUUUUGUUUUUACUGAAUAUUUUUUUCUUCUUUGCCUUCUAUCUUACAAUUGAAUUUAUACUAAAUCUGAUCUAAAUCCGUGUAUAUUAAUUUUUUCUUCUCUUUUGCUCUCUCUUCUAUCGAGAAAUAAUUUUUGAUUUCGGUUAAAAAUAGUUAUGAGUUCGAAAAACUUGUCAAAACUUUUCGCAUUUCCCAUUCUCUACCCAUUUGUGUUAUAUAUUGAUUUCAAGCAUACAGACCCCGAAAAAGAAUAUCAUAUAACGGUUACAUACAAAUUUAACAUUUACAUAUAUACACUAAUGCAAUACAGCUAUAAAUAAUAUGAAAACUACGUGCGCUAUUGAUGAACCGAAACAGAAAAAGCAAGAAAAUGCAGAGAAAAUAUAUAGAGCAAAACAAAAAAUAGAAGCAAAAAUAAAAGAAAAACAUAAAUACAUACACACAGACGAUGAAAUGGAACAGAGGCGUUAGAUAGAGAAACUUUUCCCUGGUCGAUAUAUAACGAGCAAAAAUAUACACUCCAACACGAAUUCCGAAAUGAGGACACACAGAGAUAGUCAAAAAAUAAAAUACCAAGCUUGUAGCAAAUUGUAGGAUAAAUAGCGGAAAUAGAGUGAACACAUAAAUAGACAAAAUUGAACGAACAAACAUCAAGCAAAGCAGUAUUCGCUAGAGAGCAGCAUGCAUAAAAACCGAGUGAGGGAAAGAGUUUAGUUUAAGAAUUUACCACACCGUGUAGCAAAGCACAACUCCGAAAUGGCAAAAAAUGGAGCAUAAUCUCAUCCACAUAGAGGAAUCAUAGCUUAUGCAAAACCGAACAUUUAGCAAACCAAAAAAAAAAAUCAAAGUGAGAACUUAAAUUGUAACAACUGCAAAUCGAAUGUAUUAUUAUCAUUAUUAUUAACCUCUUAUGCAUAUACGUUUUAACGAAGCAAGAAAGAAAAAAAAAGUCACUGUCUCAGACACCAGAUUUAUUCUCUUCGGUUAUUCUUGGGACCUCUGUUUCGAUAUCGUACCAUCCUUAGAAAUCAUUUCUCUUACUGAUAAAACACAAUCAACUCCCCUUAUCUCCCUCUUCAUUUCUUCGAUUUCGUAUUCAAAUCCGUUUCAAUUGUUUGGUUCCAACAAAAAGAGAACAGAUGAAAAAACAAACCAAAUCUAAAUCAUAAGUUGUACAUAUAUUGAAAUGAACCAGUUAAUGAAAACCAAAGAGAAUAAACUUAGUUAUAUCCAAAAGCAUAGAGAUUGAAAGAACGCAAGGACAACAAAAACUAACCAACCAAACGAACAAAUAUCGGAAGUAUGUUGCGUAUAAUGGAAAUCGCGCUUGAUGAUUGAAUAGAUAAGGCAUAAUAAAUAAGGUAAAUUUACGUGUAGCUAAACUAACAAAAUAAAAGUCUAAAAGCGACAACUGCAACUGAACGCGGAGUAUGUGUCAAGGCAGAAGGCGUGCUAAGAUGUAUUGGUGCCGGCAAUGUGUAAUAUUAAACAUAAUGAAACAUUAUAGAAAAUAAUUCAAUUUUCAUUUAUAAAUCUAAUGGUUUUUGUUCUCGAUUUCGAGGAGGAAAUCACAAGAACAAAAACAAAAGAUAAGAAAUGAAGUCAAAACCAUUUUUCUUUUGACCACAUAACAAAUUUGCUAAACGAAACACGUACUACGUGUGUGUGAGAAGCGUCAACGUUUAGCGGUAUUUGUUUUCCAUUUUUUUUUGCUUCUCUAAAACGAAACCGAAACCGAAACGGAACAUUAUAUAGAAAUCGAAUAUGAUAGAAGAAGAAUAUAAGUGAAAAAAAAAACCAAAUGAGAAAAAGCAACAACAACAACAAAUAGUCAAAUGAAUAUUAUAUUAUAUGAAAAAAAAAGAUUUACCGACAAAACAAAUUAUAGGUAUAUUCAAAACAAUAUGAUAAUAGUUAUUAAUUCUAGGCAUUUCAUAUUAUGUAUUUCUGUUCUAUUCUUUAAUCAACUCCCCAAAAAAAAACUUUCUUCACUCGUAGUCAUUGAAUUAGUGUGUGUUUGCAUUUUGCCUUUAUUAUUCAAGAAAUGAAAGAAGAAAUAAAAAAAAACAACCAAAAAACUCUCCCGACAAAAAAAAAUCUGUAAAAUAGCCACCAAUUUACCCGAAAUACACACGUAAUCUAUUUAUUCCUCCUUUUCCCUAUCUAUUAAACGACAACAACAAAAAAUACAUUGUUUCGAUACUAUAUUAUGUAUUGAGUUCAUUCUCUAUUCCUGUUCGUCUUACUUGAAAAUUGCACAAAAUUACUAAAGCAUAUUACAAACCGAAAUAAUAAAAAAAACAAGCAACAAUAACAAAAUACAGACAACUAGCAUCUUUAAUUUUAAAUGCAUAUAAAUGAAAACCAAGUUAUUGCAGAAAACAAAACUCUCAUUGUACGAAGAUUAUGUAUAUUAUUGAUAAGACAUCAUAAUCAGCAUAAAAAAAAUAAACUACAAAGAAUUAGUGUUUAAGAACAAAAAAAAAAUGAUUUGAAACAAAAAAAACCUAUACCAAAAAAAAAAAUUGAAACUGAAAUUUAUCAAAAUAAUUAUGAAAAAAAAACAGUUUGAUUUCGAAAAUCGAUUUGUGAAAAGAAAAAAAAACGGUAUCCAUACCGAAAAGCUGUAAACAUAUUGGCCCAAAUUUUAUGUUAUUCCAUUCAAUCGAAAAUAAAAUUCAGUACCAUACAUACACACAUUUCUUUCAAAUUUCAAAAACCAAAAUCGCCGUUGAAUCGUUUGGCCAAUUGUGUGCCUAUGCUUUGAAAAUCGAAAUAAUCAAUAGUGUCACGCAUAAGCAUUGAUGUGGCUUUCUUUUCCUCUUUUCAUUUUUUGAAUUAUCAAUCACAAUCGAAAAUGUAACAUUGUGAUUUGAUUAGUUUGAUUUCCAUACGCAUGCAAUUAUUCAAUCAAUUUAAACAGUGAAGAUUAUAACAUCUUAACUGCAUACUCUUACAACAACAAAAAAAGAAAUACGCAUAAUUAUUAUAAUUUGAAAGCAAGAUAAUGACAAGUGAAUUAGAGUUUACUUAUUUAUUGAUUAAAAGACACUGACAAGAGAAAAAAAAA